UUAAUGGAAGAGCUUGUAGUUUAUAUACGCGAAGCAGUCGACAGAAAACAGGAGAAUAUGCGACGUCGGCGUCGGCGUGAUGCCUUGCGCUUGCAGCUAGUACGUGUGCUGGAAAAAAUUGCAGAAAAUGGCACAUUUGGCGUAAGUACCUGUGUGUUAGAACGUGACACGAUGUCAUUACAUCCUACAUUUGUGGAAUACAUAGAAGGCGCUAUUCAAUAUCUAUUAGCUGAAACUGAUAAGGACAAUACCAGUAUUCGGGAAGUUAAAGCACAUUUUUGUAAUUUCAUUCGCAAAAUGAUAAAGAAUUUCUCGCUAGAGUCAUGUGGCACACUUCUAACACGCGAGCUUAAGCGGAGUCUUUUCAAUUUAUUUGCAACAUGGUGUGGAUCUUUUUCAAAACCGCUGGGCUUCACUUCACAGAUUGGUCAAUCACAAGAUGAAGAGAAAUUGCAGUUUAGUGCUUUACAGCCGGUUCUACGUAACGUAAUGACUCUGGUUUUACUCUAUCAACGGCUGCUGUUUCGCGGUCUAACCGUUUUUUGU
Molecule: messenger RNA, 546 nt
Organism: Rhagoletis zephyria (snowberry fruit fly)
Lineage: Eukaryota; Metazoa; Arthropoda; Insecta; Diptera; Tephritidae
Product: protein furry-like
Biological process (GO): cell morphogenesis; neuron projection development
Cellular component (GO): cell cortex; site of polarized growth
Source: RefSeq, a predicted model, not a curated record